Messenger RNA from Octopus bimaculoides (California two-spot octopus), 357 nucleotides. RefSeq names its product protein GVQW3 pseudogene. Lineage: Eukaryota; Metazoa; Mollusca; Cephalopoda; Octopoda; Octopodidae. The record is from RefSeq and is a predicted model, not a curated record.
AUGACCAAGCGCAUUGAGCAAAGAUACUCUAUCAAAUUCUGUCAAAAACUUGGUGAUACGCAAGCCCGGACUAUCGAGAAGAUUCAGGAGGCCUUUGGAGAUGAUGCCUUGGGAAAAGUACAAAUAAAGGAAUGGUACAACCGGUUUAAAGAUGGCCGCACCUCAGUGGACAGUGAACCGCGUAGUGGCAGACCAUCGACUAGCGGAGACGACGAAAUGAUAGCAAAGGUUCGAAGAAUAGUCUAUGAAGAGCGUCAUGUGACUAUUGAGAAGUUUGUUGCCGAAAUUAGAAUCAGCCAUGGGUCAGUUCAAUCAGUUCAUUCCGUCCACAUCGUCCAAGCAUUCCUUGUCAAAUAA